AUGCUUAAUUUUAUACGUAGUUUCUCAUAGCAAAAAUGUAAUUCAAACUAUUUAAACACUAGAACCCCCCAAACCCCCUUAAUAGCAACAAACACAACAAUAACCAAAAUAGAACUUCUACUCAACAGUACCUAAAUUGAGGGACAACUUUGCAGAGGAACUGUUUAAUUUAGAAAUGGAUGUAGAAUCUGAUGAUGUUUAAAUGGAUACUAUAAUGAAAUUACUAAAUUUAUAUAAAGAGGCAGUGGAAUAUUUUGAGGCUAUUCAUUCAAACAAGUAUCUCAUUUUCAAGAACAAGAUUUAAAACUUAUUUGCAAAGAAGAAUGUUAUGAAUGCUAUGAAAAUGAACUAAAAAAAGUCUCCAACUUUGGAUGUUAAAUAAAAGUUAUAGCAAAUAAAGUAAGUUGAUUAAAAGCGGAAUGCUGAUGAUUUGAUUAACUAACAUCAAUAAAAAGUAAUAAAAAAAUAUUAGUUUUUCAUUAGUAAGAACAAUUGAACACAUUAAUACAUAACAACCUUGAAGCUCAAAACAGCAUCAUACAAGAGAGAUUGUAAAAAAGAAGAAGUAGUCAAGUGAGAUAAAUUCAAACCACAUAGAAUUAAGAAACUACAGAUUAUUCUAUGCCAGAAUUCAAUCCAUGUCAUACUCCUUAGAUUAAGACUUAAGCCAAAUCGUAUAGGGGUAGAUAAACUUUUGAUUCAUGA
This is a messenger RNA of Paramecium octaurelia, 705 nucleotides long. The record is from the annotation of a GenBank genome assembly. Lineage: Eukaryota; Ciliophora; Oligohymenophorea; Peniculida; Parameciidae.